Oikopleura dioica is the source of this 3234-nucleotide messenger RNA. The record is from the annotation of a GenBank genome assembly. Lineage: Eukaryota; Metazoa; Chordata; Appendicularia; Copelata; Oikopleuridae.
AUGAAUGAAUUCACCACUGCUGAGCCUUUUUCUUGGGCGACGCUGUGCGAUAGAAUCAUCGACUUGACCCUUACACAUGUGGAAAUUGCAUUUACGCAGCUGCUCAAUGCGGUCAGGGUUGAAAGGGAGUCCAGGAACUCGCAGGAAUGGGACUUUUGCAAGUUCUUUUUGCUACAAGAAGAAGCUGCGAUUCUUUAUGAAUCUCUUGCUUUGUAUUCUGACGCACUGAUACAGUAUGAUGAGUUGGAUGCAAUGCUCACACAGUACCUUGAAAAUGCAAAAGUGGGUGCACGACCUCACUGGCUUUCGAACUUGCUCAAAAGCGAUAUCACACGGUGGGACUCGUUUCAGCUGGAGCCAAAUUACACGCUGGAGCAAGUGGAGAAAAUCGCGAAUAGAACGGCGAGCUUGUUAGAUUUGCGGAACUACUUGUUUUCGCGGCGUGCGCGUUUGCUAAGCCAGCUUCAGCUUCAUGAGGAAUUAGCGAAAGCCUCGUUGGUAUACGUGUCUGGCACGUUCCAGGAGCUCAGCAGUUUGACCACAAUCAAGCCGCAAUUUAUUCGGACUUGGGCGGUUCUAGCUGGCUUUUCCGCCUUCCAGUUGGUGGAACGUGCGGAUGCGCUAACACCGGAUGGCCACACUAGAAUCACUACUAAUGGCGCUGCCCUGCUGGAUCUUGCUCGCGGGCAUUUAUUUAAGCUUGGGGAUGCUCUUGGACUGGCGGAGGGUAGCCCAGCGGUGGAGGACAUUGAACCCUUGAUUGCUGGGUUUGUCAGCUUAGCGGUCGAAUCCGAUCAGGAAAGCCCUGACGACCCAAAUGGAAAUGGCGAACAAUCCCUGGCUGCUGGCCGCCAGGAAAUUACCAGUAGACUGGAAAUGGCCCUUUCAAGUCCCUCGAAGUUCGAAGCUUUCUACUUGAACGUCUGCUCAAAAACCAUGGACGAGUUCAAGAGAGUUGGGCGUGUUAGAACUGGCAUCUUAGUUGGGCGCGAUCUUGCAAAGUUUCAUUGCCGCCGGGGAAACUUUGAUAAAGCAGAAGAACUUCUUCUCGAGUUGCUGGAACUCUUUCAGAAUGAUAAAUGGUCUCACUUAGUCCAGCUUGUGAGCAGGGAGCUCGUUGAAGUUCACAAAACAACUGGCAAUCUUGUCAAAGAAGCGUCUGUUUAUUAUUCCAUGUCGGCAGCUUCGAACGAUUAUUUCCGAAUGUUUUAUGAAACAAUAAGCGACGUACAGAGCGCGCAAACGCUGCAAUAUCCAUUGGAACAAAUCAGCCGACCGCUCUGGGCGCAUUGUACUCCAUCGUCGAGGGUGGACAUCAAAGAUCAGUUGAAAAUCCAAUUUGAGUUGUACUGUUUAUUCGAUCUAGGGCAGAUAACCGCAGAAGUUUGGCUGGAGGAGGUGUCGCAAGAGGCAAACCGUGAUUUCUCAAUGCUAACGCCAAGUGUUGCCAGCAACAGUAUGGUCGAUGUCUUCUCUGUUGGCAAAGCAAGCACUGCGAUUUCCUUGCCAGCUUCUUACGCAACUUCGGGGAACCCAAUGGACUUUGCACAGAUCGGUCGAUUUUCGUCAAAUGAAUCGUCGGACGAUGGAUUUUUCACGCACAACAAUCUGAUUCAAUUCAACGAUACCGAGAGUGUCUCUGGUCCUGACUUGAGAUACUUUGCACACGUCGAUCAAAGGUCGAAGAGGACUAGAAUGGUAGGCAUUUCUUCCCCUGCGCUGCGAAGAAUAAGGAGCAAGAAAGGAAAGAGCCUCCGUUCAACAUCAAUGAUCGAGCAACCGUCUUUUCCUUCACCAUCAUUGAGGUCGAAUCCCCGCGAAGUCAACCUUUUGAAGGGUGCUAACAAACUCGAGUUCGAUGUGGAUUCUUCCACAGCAGGCCGUUACAGUAUCUCCCGCCUCUGUCUUUUUUAUGAUUUGGAUGGUGCACGAGCAGAAAUGAUCAGCAGCCAACUCGAUCCGCCAGUACACAUCGAAGUCAUGGACAGUGAGCCGGUUUUAACGAUGAAUCUUCAAAACGAACGACUCUACGCCGGCGUGUCGAGUACUCUGGAGUUUUCAAUUCUUGUAGGCUCCAGACCGCUGGAAAAUGAGACCAUAACAGUCAUCGUCUCGAGAGGACUAAAAGUUCUGUCAGAAAAAGUCGCGAUGAACAUAAAAACGCCGAGUAGCAAAUGCACCCAAAAGAAUAUCGUCGACUUGGAACGAUGGUCGAAUCAGAUGACGUUGCAAAUCCCCUUUGCUGCGAAGAGAUCUGAAGUUUCCUUCUCGCUCGAGGUCAGGUGCCCUCUUCACUGUGACGAGUCUGAUUUUAAUGGACUCAUUUCUGACACGGGAUCUUUAAUUGAAGAAGAAGGCGCUUCCGAGGACGAAGAAGACGGCACUGGAGCCGGCGGUAAUGGGAAUAACAUCAAACAACACCACGUGAAUAUCGAACUCCAAUCAUCUGCCAAGCACAACACGUUCAAUCUCAAUUUCAUGCUCCCGUUUGUCAUCAAAGCUUCUACCUAUAGUAAAUUUCUGUCGCUCAACAUUCAAAACCGCUCUACUUGCCCUUGGUCUAUCAAAUCUUCUGUAGCUCGCUUGCUCUCUGACAAUGAUCCUUCCCCCAAAUGUCUUAAAUCGCUCAAUUUAACAGAUGACUUCCAACUCCUGCCAAGCCAAGGAUUCAAAUACCUUUGGCAACUGCCCCACUCCUCGCCCUCCCCUUCCGCUGCCAUUUCCGAGUUUGUUUUUUGCUUCGAACUUGAGGCAGAAGACAUUGUCUACAAGUAUGAACAUUACGAAAUGCUCAACUGCCUCAAGCCCAUGUACCGAGUUCAGUACGAAACAGAAAAACUGGACGAUAUUACUGGUCUGCUGCCACUAACAAUCAAAGUCAAGCGUUGUUACCCGACAGAACGAGGGGAAACGGACGCGAUCAGCUGGCACAUUGCUGAUGAUCGCUCCGCUUGGGGAAUAUCUGGUUUGACGUCGGGAGUGAUGCACUUUGGUGCAGAACAUAACCUCCUGCAGUCAAUUAAAGUCGACUUGAUGCCGCUGUUUAUGGGCGACCUGCGACUGCCUAUUCUCUCGCUAAGAAGACUUGUACAGAAAACAUCGACGAGUACCUCCGAGCAUGACUCAUCUAUCAGUUCCAUCGAUGGAUCCUCUUACAAAGGCAUGAAACGGGUGAAUUUGGAAGAAGGAGAUGUCGAGUUUGCCAAUCCGUUUGAGCUCAUCGUUACAUUGUAA